GCAAACCACUAUCCAAGCUAUCUCCGCCCCGCCGUAUAUUUGCCAUAGCUCCCGAAGUCUGAUUUUCAUCACAUAUCAAUAUCAAUGUCAAAGAUCGCUAUCGAGACCCAACAUUUUAACCUCCUCCAAUCACCAUCCAUCCACAAAACACCUUCAAAAGCCAAAGAAAACCACACCCACAACCCAAUAAACCCACCACCCAUCAAUUCCCCUCCACCGGUACACCAACACAUCCACACCAAAUGUCCAAAAUAACCCCCAAAAACCUCUCCUACAACAAUACUCUUCCCCCCUUCCUCCAACGCCUCCAAGCCAACAAUUCCUCCGCCAAUGGCCGCCACGAAUUCACCAUAUCCCGUCCCUCAAAACUUCGAGACGAAGACGAAGAGAAAGAAAGUGAGCCCGUAGUAUUCGACGAGGUAAGCGGAGAGACGCUUAGUAAAGGGGAGUGGGAGAGACGGGAGAAGGAAAGGGAAGAAGAGGGAAAGAUGGAGAGGGAGGCGUGGAAGGAGAGGAAAAGGAAAAGAGACUUUGUGAAUGCGAAAAUAGCAGUGGGAAUUGGGAGCGGAAUUGGAAUGGGUAAGAAGAGGGGGAAGAUUAUCGGGGUUCUGAGGAUGAGGGGAGGAUGAAGAGAGCUGAUAGCAACUAAAGCGGAAACAGAAGACGGAAAAGAGAAAAGAAGAAACCUAAAGUUGACGAAGAAGGGAAGAAGAUUAAGUUGAGCUUUGGGGAUGAUGAGUAAGCUCUAGAAUUGGGUUUUGGGUGAAGAGGUGGUGGAGUGUUUUUUUUAUAGAGCAUUGCAUGAAAGGGACAUUAGGAAUGGCGUUUGGAUAUGGGAUGAUACCCGGCUGCUGUUAAUUAGCCACGUCUGCAUUGAAAGUAUUGACAAAAUCACAAAUGAAUAUCACAGAU
Sclerotinia trifoliorum is the source of this 912-nucleotide messenger RNA. The record is from the annotation of a GenBank genome assembly. Lineage: Eukaryota; Fungi; Ascomycota; Leotiomycetes; Helotiales; Sclerotiniaceae.